CCUGUAGCGCAUCACGGAAGUGACGUCAACGCGCUGCAAUUCAAACUCCAGGAAACGAAAGUGUUGGUUUGAAAACGGUCUCCGGCUACAAACAGGGGCUGUUUUCAGUGGAUAUUUGCAGCUUGGUUCGUCAACUCCUCCGUUCUAGCAGCCAUGACGUCUAAAGGCGCGAAGGAGACCAUCGUCUCGAAGCUGGGCUUCAAAUCCAGCAGCUCUGCCUCCAAAGCCGAAGCGGAGCUGGACAAAGUCAGGAAGGAGAACGCUCACCUGAGGAAGAAGAUGGACGAGUUGGCCAAGCGACACAUCAAACCGCCCGACACGGACAAAAGCAAGCUGCUGGAGAGGAUCCUUUCCCUCGAGACGCUGCGAGAGAGGAACAAUCAGCAGCUGCUGGUCAAAGAGCAGGAAAUGGAAACUCUGAGACAGCAGCUGUCAGCGAGAGGAGGCGAGGUGGUGGCGUCACUGCAGGCCCAGCUGGAGCAGCGCAGGAAGGAGGCAGAGCAGAGAGACGUGUUGUUUCAGAACUUGUCUCAGGAGACGGAGAAUCUGAAAAACAAGCUGACCACUGUUUCUUCCCGAUGCCAAACGCUGGAAACACAAGUGGUGAAUGGACAGGCUCCUCCUGCAGAUGUGGUGCUGAUGCAAGAUCAACUGAAAGAUGCUCUAGAGAAGAACCAGCAGUGGAUCGUGUACGACCAGCAGAGAGAGGCCUACGUCCAGUCUGUCCUCGCCCGGACCAUGGAGCUGGAGCAGCAGCUGACCCAGGCAAAGCAGCAGCAACAGCAGGAAACUAAAGAAGAAGAUGGUCCUGAAAAGAAAUCCCAGUGUGACCAGCUGCAGAAAGACCUGGAGAACCAAAGGGCUCAGCUUAGCAGAACCCAGCAGGAGCUCAGUGUGCAGAGGGAACAGACCGUGAAAGCUCAGGCUGAGCUCCAGUCGCAGAAGGAGCUCGUCGCCCGGGUCCAGGAGGAGAUGCUGGCUCUGCAGAGGAAGCACGGGGACAAGUGCGGCGAGCUGUCCUCCUUACGGAGGAGGUACGAGGAGAAGAGCAAAGAGCUGGACGAGGCCAAGGUGCAGCUGCAGGCGGAGCGGCUCAGCAACAGACAUACAGUGUGUGAGGAGAGAAAAGUGUCGUCUGACCGGACCGACAGAAUGAGAGCUGAACUGGAGAGUAUGGACAUGAGGCUGGAGGAGGAGAGGAAGAGAUCUGCUGAGCUUCUGCUGCAGGUAAACGUGCUGCAGAAUUCUCUUCUGAGCCAAAAUGAAGAGCAGCGAAGAAUCGCAGCGCUGGAGCAACAGAUCCAGCUCUCUGCCAAGGACUUUGAGAAUGAGCGGGUCGAUCGCCAGGGCAUGCAGCACCAGCUGCACAAGGUGCUGAAGGAGCUCCGCAAGGCCCGCGACCAGAUCGCUAAGCUGGAGUCUGCUAAGCAGCUGAACGCUCGCUUCUCAGAGCCCAGCUCGUACGAUAAGCUGGAGCUGGAGCGUCUCACUAUCGACGACGCUCCCGGCCUCACGUCCCCGUCUAAAGUCGCCAACCUCCUGGAUGAGAGUUUCCUGGAGUGCCCCAAGUGUCACGCCCCCUACCCGACCAGCCGCCACAGGGAGCUCCUGGCUCACAUCGACUACUGCUUCGCCUAAGCUGGCAGAUCAGAUCAGAGCCCCCCCAUCCCUCCCCUCCCCUCCCCUCCCCUCCCCUGCAAGAUCGUUUAGAUCAAACCUAUAAUGUUGACAACCACUGGAUUAGAUUAUUAUAUCCGUUCAGGAAAUGUAUUUGAAACAUCUGUUUAAAGCCAAUGAGCCGGCAGAGUUAAGACACCGACUCCACAAAUGAAGCAUAGGUGAGUAAAAGAUACGUUUCCUUACAACAACCUGAAGUUAUAUACGUUUUAAUUUCCAAAAGCUGACUGAACUUAAACAAAAAAAAAAUAUAUCGGUUUGAAAUGCUCCUAAUGCUCCUAUUUUUACAAAUACAGCCAAUAAUGUAGAUAAUAGGAAAUAUUUUAUGUUAUUUCACAAGAAUUAUGGCACGUAUAGUUUCCACAUUACACAUAUCCGCAUGAGGCUUUUUUUAUUUUAUCUUCACUCCGAGAAAUGUCUCAGUUUUCAUUUGUUUCAACCAAAAGGGACUCGAGACAUUCGCUUAACACCUCCAAACCGCAUGAAACGUUUGCAAAAUAAAGUGCUCCAGCUCCUCGUCGUUUACGAUUCCCUUCACAUUAUUAUUCUUGGGUUUUUAUUUUAUUGUUUGUGAAGCUCUUAUGGAUUUUUUUUGUCUUUAUGUGUAUUUUAUCUAUGUAUUUAUUCUUUGCGGGAAUUAUUUCUUUUUUUUCUUUGUUGAACUAUGUAUUACGAUUUUAUUCAUGUUUUGCAUUUAUACUGAUCACAGCCAGUUUUAUUUUGCUUAAGUUUACAGACCAGCGUCAUAUGUUCCAUUGAUUCCACACCAGACAUAAACACACCAUUUUUUCUACUUGUAGUUCCCGUAACAUACGGUGUUUUUAAUGCGGCCGGUGUGAUUAUUGCUGGCAUUUUUCUCUGUAGUAAGAGAAAUCACCCAAAAGCAGCAGCAGCAGUGGUCGUUUGGUAUUUCUGACAGUAUUGAUGCGAGGGAGAAAAAAUAUAAGGGAAAACCGUUUAAUUUAAGGUGUUUAUUACGUCUCAUGCUGCUGAGCCAUGAAACCGUAACCAUGACCAAGAUCUUUUUCCGACUUUAACCGGACGUCAACCAUAACCGCGUCCUCGCAUGUGGCAGGUGCAUUGUUUCAAGGGGAGCCCUCGUCCAGCUCCACCUUGACUUCUCAAGCCCGCAGCCCUGUAAACCUGGAAUGAGAUUGCAUGAGUUAAUUCCUUGUACUAAACUAUUUAAGGCAGGGGAUUAGCGAAGGUCCUCUCGCUAGGAGAAAGGGGGUUAAGGUGUCUUUAUUCCCGCAGCCAUGGCAAUGUGACCACACGGGCUUAAGGCGGGCAGGCGCAGAUCUUCUGGGUAGCUGAUUUAACUUCGGUUUUGUGCCUUUUCUUUAUGUCUGAUCUGAUAAUCGUGUUGCUUUGACGAGCUUUAAUCGGGUUUGCUGUUAUUUGUUUUGUUUGAAUCAUGUGCUCCAAAGUUCUGCCACGCUCUGUACUGUACAAAAACGUGCAAUAAAGAUUCCAGUACUACUGCC
This is a messenger RNA of Mugil cephalus (flathead mullet), 3161 nucleotides long. RefSeq names its product centrosomal protein 55 like (gene cep55l). The record is from RefSeq and is a predicted model, not a curated record. NCBI's taxonomy places the organism in Eukaryota, Metazoa, Chordata, Actinopteri, Mugiliformes, Mugilidae. Gene Ontology annotation, biological process: mitotic cytokinesis; regulation of phosphatidylinositol 3-kinase/protein kinase B signal transduction. The transcript is spliced from 12 exons. The coding region runs from base 154 to 1638 and encodes 494 amino acids.